This is a messenger RNA of Gopherus evgoodei (Goodes thornscrub tortoise), 3070 nucleotides long. RefSeq names its product zinc finger protein 660-like. Lineage: Eukaryota; Metazoa; Chordata; Testudines; Testudinidae. The record is from RefSeq and is a predicted model, not a curated record. The transcript has 4 exons. Gene Ontology annotation, cellular component: nucleus. Bases 726 to 2153 code for a protein of 475 amino acids. Gene Ontology annotation, molecular function: histone H3K36 methyltransferase activity; DNA-binding transcription factor activity, RNA polymerase II-specific; RNA polymerase II cis-regulatory region sequence-specific DNA binding. Gene Ontology annotation, biological process: positive regulation of reciprocal meiotic recombination; regulation of transcription by RNA polymerase II.
GUGAAUCCAGGGGUGCGUUCGGUCCCAGCCUUGCUAAGAGGUGGGGAAAUCCAUAUCCUUCUUGCUCAUUGUUUGCAAUGUGUCAGCGUGUGGGCAAUUGGAGCUACCAGGGUAUUCUCAAAAGCUCCGUUGAUAUGGAACCUAAAGAACAGACAGAAGAGACCCAUGUCUGUCUCUUCACCUGCCCUGAGAGGAAACAGCCCUUUUCUAACCACGAGGGAGCAAUGCAGCACAUUGGGGGAAAUGAGGCACGAGCAGGAGUCAUACAAAUAUUACAAAAAAUCCCCCACUUUGUCAGAGCCCCAUUAAACUAAACCACAUUAUUCCGACCGUAAACACCCCAGUAGCCCAGUCUACAUGCAGUGUUCCUAUCUGCAGCAGUCACAAACCCUCUUCCCCGCAGGCUCCUGGAGUCCGUCUGUCCUGAAGUCACCUGACCUGAUUCUUACUUUUCACAUUCUCCUUUUCUAGGGGAAUUAGAGUCUGUUAGUCCUAAAUUCUCCAGCCUUCCAUGUUCAUACCCCCCACCUCCAUUACAGCUCUCCUGACAUCUACUGCUCCUGACAGCCUGCAUUCAGUGUCGUCCCCGCUCCCUCCUAUUCCUCACUACGCUGCACCCCACCAGCCCAUGCUCACCAGUCCCGGCUUCCCUCUCUCUCUCUCCUUCUUUCUGGGCCUCUGAGAUCAGCAAGAAGCAUUUGCAGGGGGCCGUCGCUCUGCAGGACAUGGAGUUACCAUCUCUGUGUUCUAGGAGCCCCGUUGAUGAUGAGCGUCUGCCUGGGUUUCCAGUAUCCAGCCCUGACGUGAGCUCCCAGCCGCAACGAGGGGAAGAGCCGUUGGUCCCAGAUCUCCAGGGCUCGGAGGAAAGGGAGAGCAUCUGCACUGCAGGUGAUGGGAUGGUGAGUGAGAAGAGAGAGCAGAAUCCUGAAGAGGAAGAUACUGAGCAAGUCGAACUGCACAGGGCAUUAUCACGAAGAGCCAAAGGGAACGUGCCUGGGAAUUGUGAGCAGGGAGAUGGUUAUAGACAUCUGCAAAGGCCAGAGCAGCAGCCGGGAAACCAGACAGAGGAAAAAGUGGGUAAAUCCAUUAAUUGUUGGGACACUCACAAAGAUGUCAAGGGAUCCCCAGCCCAGCCGAGAAUCCUCAGGGGAAAGAGAAACAACACAGGCACAGAGUGUGGGAUAAAUGUCAGUAGAUGCUCAGACCUUAUUAACCAUGAGGGAAUCCAGACAGGAGAGAGACCCUAUGAAUGCGGUGAGUGUGGGAAAACCUUCACUCAGAGCUCAGCCUUCAUUACACAUCGGAGAAUUCACACGGGAGAAAGGCCCUAUGAAUGCUGUGAGUGCGGGAAACAUUUUGCUCAGAGUUCAGCCCUUCUGAUACAUCAGCGAAUCCACACAGGGGAGAGACCCUAUGGAUGCUGUGAGUGCGGGAAAAGCUUCAGUAACAGCUCAGCCCUUAUUACGCAUCAGAGGAUCCACACGGGGGAGAGACCGUAUGAAUGCAGUGAGUGCGGGAAAAGCUUCACUCAGAGCUCAAACCUUACUAUUCAUGAGAGAAUCCACAGAGGAGAGAGACCCUAUGAAUGCUGCGAAUGCGGGAAAAACUUCCCUCGGAGCUCAGCCCUUAUAAGGCAUCAGAGAAUCCAUGCGGGGGAGAGACCCUACGAAUGCCGUGAGUGCAGGAAAACCUUCACUGAAAGCUCAGACCUUCUUAUACAUCAGAGAGUCCACACAGGAGAAAGACCCUAUAAAUGCAGCGAGUGCGGGAAAAGCUUCACUAAGAGAUCAGUCCUUGUCACGCAUCAGAGGAUCCACACCGGGGAGAGACCUUACGAAUGCUGUGAGUGCGGGAAAAGCUUCACUCAGAGCUCAGCGCUUAUCGCACAUCAGCGAAUCCACAGAGGGGAGAGACCCUACGGAUGCUGUGAGUGCGGGAAAAGCUUCACUGACAAAUCAGCCCUGGUCGCCCAUCAGAGAAUCCACAGCGGAGAGAGACCCUAUGAAUGCAGCGAGUGUGGGAAAAACUUCACACGUAACUCGGCCCUAAUUACGCAUCAGAGGAUCCACACGGACUCAUCAGGACUGGAGCGGAAAGUGUCACAGACCCGGAUGAGGAAUUCAAGUGUGUCCAAAACACAGUCUGAUCAUUGAGUUUAAAUGCCGCUCUCCAUCCUUUUGCAAAGCAGCUUCUGGGCUUUUUCCUGCUGAGUGUGGACUGUUUGCAGAUUAGAAGUUUGGCUGUUCCCCCUCCCCCACUAUGAUGAAGCUAAAACUUUCCUAAAUAACAUGAUGCAAUAAAAGGAGACAGUGCUGAACAAAGCACCUUUGAACAUAUCCGAGAAGAACACAACGUGAACCCCUUGUCCUGACUGUGAGUCAUCAGAUAUAAUCUGCUCUGGAAUUUUACUUUAUCUAAAACUGAAAGUGUCUUAUUCCUCUGUGUUGUGGAUUUUUCUCCCUUUCCUAAAGGCCGUUUGGUUACAUAUUGGGGCACUAGUUUUGUUUGAGAGAAUGUAGCUCAGAUUUAUUGGGGACUUUGAGACAGCUGGCUAUCCGGCAAAAAUAGCCAUUUAUUUUAUUCUUGCUUUUCCGCCACCUCACCAUGAUGACAAUUCGGUCAACUCUGGAGAUUCUAAUGCAGUUCUAUCAACACGGGAGAGUACUCCAAUAGGACAUGCUACCAAGCAAACAUUCAUGUUUUUAAUUCUCCACUUUGAAAUGCUGAACAACAACCCACUCCAAAUUCUACAAUGUACUGAAGGAGCUGCAUGCGAUCACUGUAUUGUUCAGUUCGUUAGGCCGAUAUUAUCUCAGGUGACCCGAGGAGAAAGUACCACGAUAUGUGGCUUGGAGUUUUGCCAUAUGCUCACGCAGUUGGUUCCCAAAGCAGUUAUGAACCAGGGCCUACAGAAGGUUACGCCUGCAGAUAUCUCCUAGCUAAGAUUUUGACUGAUUAAACAUUGUCCCUAACUAUGCAAAUAUGGAGGAAAUAGAAGCAGUGUUUGUGUUGAACUAACCCUCUGUAGGUGCUGCAAAGGAGUGUAAAAUGAAAUCUGUGUUGCACAUGA